Molecule: messenger RNA, 915 nt
Organism: Hypanus sabinus (Atlantic stingray)
Lineage: Eukaryota; Metazoa; Chordata; Chondrichthyes; Myliobatiformes; Dasyatidae
Product: general transcription factor II-I repeat domain-containing protein 2B-like
Exons: 2
Coding region: 86-715 (209 amino acids)
Molecular function (GO): protein dimerization activity
Source: RefSeq, a predicted model, not a curated record
CAAAGAGAAGGCCGGCGAAUUUCCUGAGCUGAGCAACAAGAGCUGGCUUUGUGACUUUGCGUUUGCUGUGGAUAUAUUUUCACACAUGAAUGAACUGAACGUGAAGCUACAGGGGAAGGAUCAGUUAGUGCAUGACAUGUACACAAACGUGAAAGCCUUUAAAUCCAAGCUGGCUUUUUUCUCCAGGCAAAUUUCGAAUAAGUUAUUCACUCAUUUUCCCACACUAGCCACGCUGGAAGAGGCCGGCGCAAAUGUGAAAAAAUACAGCGAGUCACUGGAUGCGCUGCACAGAGAAUUCUGCCGUCGCUUUUCUGAUGUUGAAAAAAUUGACAAGUCACUUCGGUUGGUGGCCUGUCCCCUGUCACAAGAUCCUGAAACAGCACCAGAGGAGCUACAGCUGGAACUGAUCGACCUUCAGUCUGACCCCAUCUUAAAAGAGAAGUUCAACUCUCUUAAACUGAAUGACUUUUAUGCUUCACUUGGUAAAGAGGUGUUUCCAAACCUCCGGAGGACGGCACAGAAGAUGCUGGCGUUGUUCGGCUCAACCUAUUUGUGUGAACAGGCGUUCAGCGUCAUGAACAUCAACAAAGCCAGCCACAGAUCCAAGUUAACUGACCAACACCUCAGAUCCAUCCUGAGAAUCGCCACAACAAAACUAAAUCCAGACUUUGAUGCGCUGGCUAAAAAGGGAGACCAACAACACUGUUCCCACUGAAAUUAAAAAUAAGUUUCUUCGUUGUGUGAUGUAAAAAAUGCAUUUGAAAAUAUUUUUUUCAAUAAGCCUUACAUGUUACAUGUCAUUUCUGUUAAGUGAUGGACAUGAGUAGUGCGCAGGUGCACGUAUGUUCUCAAAAUAAAAAAUACGCUCCAGAUCAAAUAACGCGCUCCGCAUACUGGCGCGCUCUCACUGUUCUG